UGUGGGAGCACUAUGCCAGAUAUACUCACAUACCGCUACCCACCACAGAAGUUUUUUUGAGCUCCUGAGUUUUUUCCUACACCGCACACACAGUAGACACGUGGGCUUCCUUAUUCCUUGUCUGAUCCUAAGGUCCACCUGGACAGAAAGGAAUAACACGAAGCAUAGGGAUAUUAUAUUUUCUUGUGCUCACAUGAUUUUUCAGGUUGACAGACACCUCUCUCUCUCUCUUCACCGUCCUGGGCAGACUCACGAUGAGAGACUUGACAGGUUGUACACCGCCUCAUUGCUUGAGGCCAUCACCUCCUUUACUU
Messenger RNA from Striga hermonthica, 314 nucleotides. NCBI's taxonomy places the organism in Eukaryota, Viridiplantae, Streptophyta, Magnoliopsida, Lamiales, Orobanchaceae. The record is from the annotation of a GenBank genome assembly.